AUCAUCAGUCUCGCUUUAGUCGAUCCAAAACAACCAAAUCCAAGGAACAAUGGCGUUCAAGUUUGUCGCUUUUGCCGCCCUUGUGGCCGCCGCCAAUGCCGGUAUCCUCGCCCCCGCUGCUCCAGUCGCUUACGCCGCAGCCCCCGUCGCCAAGGCCGUGGUGGCUAAGACCAUCGAGGCUGACUACGAUCCGCAUCCCCAGUACAGCUACGCAUACGAUGUGCACGACAGUUUGACCGGCGACGCCAAGAGCCAACAGGAAACCCGCGACGGCGACCUCGUCCAGGGUAGCUACUCCCUUUUGGAGGCUGAUGGCACCAGGCGCAUCGUCGACUACACCGCUGACCCAGUCAACGGUUUCAACGCCGUAGUCCGCAAGGAGCCUGCCACAGUCGCUGUCAAAGCUGUCGCCCCGGUCGCCGCUGCCCCCAUCGCGCACGCUGCACCGUUGGCAUACGCCAAAUACGCAACUCCCGUGGCACACGCCGCUCCCGUGGCUCAUGCCGCUCCCCUCGCCUAUGCCGCCCCUGUUGCUAAACUGGCCACCCCCCUCACUUACUCCGCUCCGGUAGCCAAAUUAGCAGCCCCGAUCUCUUACGCUGCCCCCGUGGCUAAGAUCGCCGCCCCCGCUGUCGCUCACGUCGCGCACGCUGCCCCCCUCGCCUAUGCCGCGUCCGCCGCACCCCUCGCUUACGCCACGCACGCCGCACCCCUCACUUAUGCCGCGCAUGCUGCACCCCUUACCUACGCCGCGCACGCCGCACCCUUAGCCUAUGCCGCGUCCCCCUUCGCUUAUGCCGCACCGGCAACUCCGAUCGCUAAGAUCGCCGCAGCACCUGCUGCUUACUCUUAUGCUCCCGCCUCUUACAUCCACUGAUCGCGUUGAUCGCGCCAGCUCACGUUGUCGACUUAGGCCGAACUUAUUUAUUUUUAUACAUUGUAUGUUUUUUUCUGUGUGACUGA
Messenger RNA from Cataglyphis hispanica, 963 nucleotides. Its product is annotated as cuticle protein 19.8-like. Bases 50 to 877 code for a protein of 275 amino acids. Lineage: Eukaryota; Metazoa; Arthropoda; Insecta; Hymenoptera; Formicidae. The transcript has 2 exons. Gene Ontology annotation, cellular component: extracellular matrix. The record is from RefSeq and is a predicted model, not a curated record.